Molecule: messenger RNA, 570 nt
Organism: Symbiodinium necroappetens
Lineage: Eukaryota; Dinophyceae; Suessiales; Symbiodiniaceae
Source: the annotation of a GenBank genome assembly
CGCACUUCUGGCUCUGCAGCAUUUGCCCCACUGCUUGCCUUACGGCCAUACGAGGAAGCAGACAUCAUGGUGCAUUCGCCACUUCUCGUGGCGUUGCUUGCGCUGGGCUCCCUGUUCAUGGGAACUGCCCUGGGUUUCGUACCCGUCUCGCCUCCCCGCUGCAGCUCCUGGAAGCCCACGCCACCAGCGUCUGCUGCAACAGGUGAUGCUCCGACCACAGGAGCUCCCAUCGCGAUGGGAAUGUUGGCUGGUCUCCUUGUGGCGUUUAUGGUGCCGCGGGCUGCAUUGGCUGGAACUGGAGGAGCACGCCCAGACUUUCAGGUUGUACGGCCAGGGUACAUGCAGGGGAUUGAUGCUGCGAAUGCCGCCUCGAAGCCAGGAGAGAUAGACUACGUCACCAGAUCUCGCUUGGAAGCCGCACAGUUCCCCAAGGCCAUCAAAGAGCUGGAGCUGGAACGGACGACGUUGGCAAAGGCUCCCACAAAGCAGCAGCGCUUGGAAAAGGUCCAGCAGCAGCUUGAAGAAUACAACAAGAGCUUGGACUACAGCAAGGCAUCCGUCGUUGAGUAG